Talaromyces proteolyticus is the source of this 1272-nucleotide messenger RNA. RefSeq lists its product as uncharacterized. The record is from RefSeq and is a predicted model, not a curated record. NCBI's taxonomy places the organism in Eukaryota, Fungi, Ascomycota, Eurotiomycetes, Eurotiales, Trichocomaceae. The transcript has 2 exons. Bases 1 to 1272 code for a protein of 423 amino acids.
AUGUUCAGCGCCUGGCUUCGGUCCUGCCUGUCUUGCCUCUGGUCCCAGGUGGACCUAGAGCGCGAGGCUUAUGGUCAAUCAAUGCAAAAGAAUGGUGUCGAACGAGAGAUGCAAGUUUGCCACAGUCAACCACAUCUCGUUCCACCUAUGAAGCUGGUCUUCUAUGAUAACCUGCCCAGUCCCUCGCCAUCUCCACGGCCAGUCUCAUCUCUGCCACCGUGGAUGCACGAAACGAAAAGUCUAGCCAGCAGGGCAUCGCGUCGGGCAAGUAUCCUCGUGCGAAGGAAAACUCCCAAGCGACCUAGGAUCAGCGCUCCAACAGACUUCAGGCGCACUGAUGUUCCUCAUGGCCGAGUAGCAUCGUUUCGACCGCUAGAGCUCAGCAUUUAUCUUGCCGGAAAUAGACUUUCCGAUCUUCCAGAAUUCGAUGCCUUCAGCUUGAAUCACUCUAGACAGCCCUCUUCGCCGGAAAAGGCUCUCAUAUCCCCUUUCGAUUCAAGCGGCCAACUACGAAGGCAAUCGGGUCCGUUCCAGUUUGCUCGCAAACCAAUAGGAUCUCCCCCUUCACGAAGAGGCUCUAUGGCAACUCUCGAGCUACAACUGCAGCAGACACGAGCCCGGCAAAGCUCUGAUCUGGCCUUUGUCAAUCCAUUGAUUCCUCAUUUUUCAGUCUUGAGCCCCGUUGGCGACCCUAUCCACAGAUUUGCUGAACUACGACCCAUAAGCGAACCUCCCCAAAGAGUUCCCGGGUCUUCUACAAAAGACAACAGCCUUUUACCUCCAACCCCGGCUGAAAUCGAUGCCUCCCAGAAUACAUUGCUUACGUUCUCGUCAUCUUCCACUCCAGUACAACAUUCCCUUGAUUACCACCAAACUAUUAGUGGCACUACCGGAAAGAGGAUGCCAGGACAAUCUCAAACCUCAUCUUUUAGCUCCACCAGCACCAUAACCAGCAGCCCCAAAAAGUACCAUCAUACAUCCACUAAGUCCUCUUCAACUUUCCAACAUCACAGCCGUGACCGCACUAUUAGCAACUCCACCGUAUCUUCCAAGACCCCUUCAUUAUCAAGUGCCAUCACAGCGGCCACAACUAUCAUGCCAUCUGACAAGGAUCUGGAAAGCGCUUUUGGUUCUUUACCGGUGAUCCCAGCUAGUACAAAGAAUAGUAUGGUGGUCCAGGAGCCAUACAUUCAUGAGGAAGAGCAAAUGCAACCAGGUGGUUACGAGUAUGAUACACGGUUUCCCGGUGGUACUGUUGGAUUAGCUUUCUAG